Babesia bovis T2Bo is the source of this 1792-nucleotide messenger RNA. Its product is annotated as MBOAT membrane-bound O-acyltransferase family protein. Gene Ontology annotation, molecular function: diacylglycerol O-acyltransferase activity. The transcript has 8 exons. The record is from RefSeq and is a predicted model, not a curated record. Lineage: Eukaryota; Apicomplexa; Aconoidasida; Piroplasmida; Babesiidae. Gene Ontology annotation, cellular component: endoplasmic reticulum membrane. The coding region runs from base 123 to 1751 and encodes 542 amino acids. Gene Ontology annotation, biological process: triglyceride biosynthetic process.
CUAGCUACACAUGUGAUUUAAUUUGGCUGUAUAUAUAUCUGUUCACAUGUAUUUGAGUUGUGUCGUAAGUAUGAGCAGGUUGAGCGUGCUUGUACCAAGGGCAUUGUGUUCUUCUCUUGAAAAUGAGACAUCGCAUAGGACAGGUAGAUAGGGCCGUACCGGUUCACAAGAAAAGGAUAAAGCGUUCUUUAAGCAAUGCGUUUGGCGAGCAGAAUGCAGUAUUGCCCGAGGUUGCACUGGUUCCACCUAGGGAUUCCACAGUACCUGAAGAUGGCGAUGUCACAGACCACGAAUCCGGGGUUACGCCAACUGUCUACUAUCACCUAAGAUCGCAAAUAAUAAGCAGAGAGUCUCGGAAGCGUGCUAACAGCGAUCCGAGUCACAAUUUUGCAUAUGGCUACCUAGGAUGCCAUUCGAAGUAUGAGGACAAAAGUCCAUAUUUUGGGAGGCCGUUGCAUGAAACAUUACAUACUGAGUUUCGUACUAGCCUGUUAUCUAGCAGUGCACGUCACCUAGAUUUAAAGGGGUUCAUGAACCUGGCAUUUGUGCUUUUGGUUGUUAUAAACUUCCGGGCUGUUAUGACCAAUUUCCGUAAAUACGGUUUGUUAAUGGAGUUGCCGACUGUAUACAAGUUGAUGUACGACGAUUGGCACUUAACUCGAUGUUGUAUAAAGGUACACGUAUCGAUUAUUUUUGCCUGGGGGAUUGAGAGAUUCAUUGCUCCAUUGUCCACGAAGCCGCUGACAACCCCUGUUGUAUUCCUGCAGGUAUUGAACCUAUUUAUAUUGGUUUAUUACCCCUAUUUGACUGUGGUCGUUCGUAAGACGGAGCCUGCCUUAUCUGCACUGAUGCUUGCAACAUCCGUUGUUUGGGCGUUAAAGAUAUAUUCAUUCCACCACGUAUGCUUCGACUAUCGUAGAGCCGUGUGCAAAGGCGAGGACAUAUCCGAGAUUUGCAAUAAUCGCAUGGAGGCUCGUGCUGCUGCUCAUUAUCCCGGUUGCAUCAAGUUGGUAGAGGUCUAUCGCUUCCUCUACAUGCCAACUGUAUGUUUCCAAUUUUACUAUCCUCAAACACGUCGGAUUCGUUGGAUCAAUGCUUUGAAGCAUUUUACACAGUUUGUCUUUUUACUUGCUGUAGCGAGGAUCAUUGGGGACCAGUACAUAGUGGUUACCGUGUCGAAUACAUUCACUAUGCAAGAAUUCAAAUCUGCUAACUUCUCGACUGUGGCGUACCACAUAUUCGAACGGAUGCUGCUGUUAUCUAUACCCGUCUUAUAUUGUUGGCUCACUAUGUUUGCUGUUAUAUUCCACUACUGGCUUAAUUUACUAGCUGAAUUAACACGAUUUGGCGAUCGUCGCUUCUACGGUGAUUGGUGGAAUGCAUCUAACUUUGGUGAAUACUGGCGUAAAUGGAAUUUACCCAUCCACCAAUUCAUUGUACGGCAUAUAAGCAAGCCAUUGCAUACAAUAGGCGUCCCCUGGGAGAUAACCAAGGUGGUUGUGUUCAUGUUAUCAGCUGCACUGCACGAGUACUUGAUAUCGGUGCCGCUCGGUUUGGGCUGGACUGGAUAUGUUUUCUGGGCUAUGAUGGGCCAAAUACCGCUUCUUAUGGUAACUAGAUUCACACCGAUACGUAUGGGUAGGACUACAGGGAAUGUAUUAUUUUGGUUCCUAUUCUGCUUCACUGGGCAGCCGCUGGGUGUAUUGCUCUACUGGUAUCUUUGGGGUGUUAAACAAGGAUCCUUUGUGUAAUACCUUCACGUGCACCUUUUCAGUACGAUGGGGAUCGGUGG